This is a messenger RNA of Trichomonas vaginalis G3, 1305 nucleotides long. RefSeq lists its product as uncharacterized. The record is from RefSeq and is a predicted model, not a curated record. The transcript has a single exon. NCBI's taxonomy places the organism in Eukaryota, Parabasalia, Trichomonadida, Trichomonadidae. The coding region runs from base 1 to 1305 and encodes 434 amino acids.
AUGAAUGAUGAUCUACCAUUUGAAACAGAGACAUCAAUCAUAAGUACAAUAGAUAAGUUUAAGAAUUACUUACAGAAAAAUCUCUAUGACAGUGAGAAAAUAGCAGAAAUGCAACGAAUGGUAAAUUUAAUUCGUUCAAAUAAUGAAAUUGAUUCAAUGUACAAUUCAGAUUUAAGAAGUAUGAACAAGCAAAAACAAAAUUUACUUCAAGAAAAGCAUCGCCAAUUAAUAAUAAGGAAAAAUGAAAUACAAACAACAUUAAAUAGCAUUACAAGUGAUCAAUUAGAUAUUGAAACCGAAUAUAAUCAAGAUGAUUUGCAAAUUACUAUCCAAAAUUACCAAAAUGAACUUGAAAAAACGAAAACAUUGACACAAUUUUAUUCAAUCAUCUAUCAAAUUCUACAAAAUUUAAACGAACAAUAUAAAAUAAUAUCAGAACAUAUAGGACAGUUAUCAUUUGAUAAAAAACAGUAUCAUGAUAGGAAAAUACAAGCUGAAAAAAUUCUUUCAUUACCAAUCCCGACUUACCUUGAAUAUUCUUCAAAUUUGACCAAUGAAAAUGAUUGUGGAGUACUAGAAAUUGAAGAUAUUGAUUAUUUAAAAAAUGAUAUUAGAAGAUCCUUGAUUUCAUUAGAAUCCUUAAUAAAAGAUAAUGAAAAGAGGAGAUCUCAUGUCUCGCAGCGUAUUAGAUCUAUUCAAAUUUCUAAAAAAACAAAUGAUGCAAAACAAAAAUUGAAAUAUUACUUGAUUAAUCAUGAUGAUCCAUCUGCAUUCCAAAAUCUGUAUGCAUUGAAAUCAAAUAGAUCGAAUGGCCGCGAUAAAAUUAAUCAAAUUUAUAGAGAUUUGAAUGAUUAUCAGAAACAGAUACAAAAUGACAAAGAAUUUGUUCAGAAUUCUCUUAAUAAGAAGUUAGAUAAGAUUAAAAGAAUGAACAAAAAGUAUAGUAUUUGUGAAAAAUAUUUAAUAUCAAUAUCAAGUUUAGAAACAAAAGUAAAAUCAUUGAGAGAAACAUUUUUACAUGAGCAAACAGAAAAGAAUAAACUUGUCAGGGCGCUUGAAGUCCAAGAAAAAAAUCGAGAAAGUAUAUUACUACAAAAACAUGAAAACGAAAGUCUUGUAUAUAUGAUCAAGUCAAAAGAGGCUGAAAUAGAAAUGAAGGAAAGAGCACUUAUCCAAAAAUCAAAACUUGUCGAAAGAUUAGUGAAUGAAAUUCAUCAAGCAGAAGCAGCGACUUUUAAGCAAGAAUAUAUCGUUGAAGGACUUGAAAAUCAAGUUGUUGAAUUGGAAAAGCAAAAGAAGUCGUAA